Molecule: messenger RNA, 2128 nt
Organism: Mizuhopecten yessoensis (Yesso scallop)
Lineage: Eukaryota; Metazoa; Mollusca; Bivalvia; Pectinida; Pectinidae
Product: laccase-6-like
Exons: 2
Coding region: 15-2117 (700 amino acids)
Biological process (GO): iron ion transport
Cellular component (GO): plasma membrane
Molecular function (GO): copper ion binding; oxidoreductase activity
Source: RefSeq, a predicted model, not a curated record
CUCCGACAAGCACCAUGUUCCUGCUAUUACUUGUCAUGGGGGUGAUUCCUGUAAAGAGUCAGGACCACUGGGAGGACACUCGAACAGGUAAAAUUCCUGCCUGUCUGCCAGAAACAUGUAGGAAAGGUCAGGACAUCUGCGAGUGCUUCCUGACCAUCGAACACCGACUUACCAUGAUGUAUGAAAAGGAAAAAUCGCUUGUGGUUUCUAAAGGUGGCCGGUUGUACAGAUUCAACUCUACUGAGAACAACCCGAUAGCUAACUCGGAUGACCUUCCCUUCAUACUGACCUUGGAUGGAAAUACCUCUCGUGUGGUUAUUGCCAUAAAUCGCCUGUUCCCGGGUCCACAGAUAACGGCGUACGAGGACCAGACUUUGAUCAUUCACGUCCGAAAUCUGAUGCACACAGAUAGCACUACGGUGCACUGGCACGGUAUGCAACAACUUGGAACCCCGUAUUCGGAUGGAGUAGCAAUGGUAUCCCAAUGUCCACUAGGUCACGGUCAAGAGUUUACUUACAAGUUCAAAGCUAAGCCGCACGGUACCAGCUUUUACCACGCUCAUAUCGGUGAUCAGCGCACUAUGGGGCUCUAUGGAGCUCUCAUCGUGUACCCUAAACAAGAACUCCCAUCUGCAACCGAUGAAGAGUUUGUGGCUGUGAUUCAAGACUGGAACCACGAUGAUGACGCUUCAACGUUGUAUCAGCGUAUGCUGUUUGGAGUAUUUAACCAGAAUCAGAAUCCAAAGACUCGAUACGUAACAACAAAUUCAGUUGACGGUGGUAUGUACAGCAGGUACAAAUUCCACUCAGGAAUAGUCAACGGUAAAGGCCGUUACUACCUAACACCAAGUAUGCAUAACCAGGCUCCGUUGACCGAGUUUGAAGUGGACGCUAACAAGAAUUACACUUUCCGAGUGAUCAGCGCAGCAACACUCUAUCCGUUCCGUGUAUAUGUUGAAGGACAUCCGACAUUAACUGUUGUGGCUUCUGAUGGUUUUGCACUGAAACCCAUUACUGUCGAAUCGUUCGUUAUCAACCCAGGAGAAAGGUAUGACUUUAUAUUGUUGACAAACCAGUCCCCAGAUGACUAUUUGUUGGUUGCAGAGACACUGGAAGUCGAAAGCGAAAUCGCAAGACGUGGUGAAUACCACGUGGCAGAAGCUAUUAUCCAUUACAGAGAAAAGAAGCCAAGGAACCCAAAUCCGAGCAAACCUGUUAGGAAUCGAUGUACGGCGACAAACAAAUGCGUGAUAUUUAACUGUCCUUAUCUGCUUCCAACAUCAGCAAAUGAAAGUUGUCUGACGUACAAUGACGCUAGAACAAACGAUUUUAACUCCGCCCCAGAAGAUGUUUCCAAAGUCGACCAAGAGUAUUUCUUUAACUUUGCCUUCCCAGGUGAACAUGGUUUCACACCAGGGUCGGUGAAUGGUCAUCAAUUCGUACCACCUAUAGCACCGUUAUACUCCCAGCCGGAAGACCUGACUACUGUCUGUGAUUCGAACUGCGCUGACGAUAAAAUAUGUUCGUGCACGUACACCCAGACCAUUGAGAAUGGGAAGGUGUAUCAGUUUACAUUGACCAACGUUGGGAGGGGUAAAGGGUGGUCACAUCCCGUGCAUCUGCACGGACAUUCAUUUUACGUCAUGAAGAUGGGUUUUGGCCAGUAUGAUUCUCAUGGAAUCCUGACUAAUUCAACACCGGAUAUAUCGUGUUCACGCGGAUCAAAAGAGUAUUGUAACUCUCCGAUAUGGGCUAACGAGACUUGGAAUGGAGGUAACGUGCCAAAUCUCGUUCUAAACGAUACUGCACAGAAGGACACCAUCAUCGUCCCUACUCACGGCUACGUCGUCAUCAGAUUCAAGGCAGACAACCCUGGUGCCUGGUUUUUCCACUGUCACAUCGACCUACACAACACUAACGGUAUGGGGAUGGUGAUAGUCGAAUCCCCGAAGUUGUAUCCCGCCAAACCAAAGAAUUUUCCCAUCUGUGGAGACUUUCGAAGCAAUAGCCAACCGCUAACAUCAUCUGGUUCGACUUUGAAAGACGACUGGAAGGCGUUUGUAUCUACAGUUUGGGCGGCGAUAGCUUUCCUUGUAAUCCGGAACAUACAUGUUUAAAAUAUUAUAUA